AUGUCAUAUCACUCGACUGCACCACGUCUACCGCUAUCGCCUGCAUCGCCUCCGGAAUCGGGCGUGAAACAACAGCCGAUACUCAAAGGCCCUGUUGUCACGCCUCAGACACCACCUUAUCCUGAUCAUAUGUCAGUCGCCACAAAACGCUAUGUAUCGCCCUAUCAAGAUAGCCGACACACGAACGAAAUGGCGGAUUUACCUUCUGAGAACUAUAUAAACCAACCGCCGCGCGCGUCGAUAAGUUCAGCAACUCCUCAGCAGCAGACUACUUUGAAAAGAUCACUGUCGCAAGACGAAGACGAAAGACCAAUGAGUAAGCGACAGAAAAGGGAGGGCACAGAAGAAGGGAUGCGGACGGAACUGUCCUCCACCUCGACAAACCAUGACAGACAAAGAGAAUCACAACAGGAACAAGACUCUCGCCCAAACGUGAGUUCUGAAGUGCAAUCGCCAUUGGAAGAGGUAUCCGGGAAGGACAAAGCUGAACUGGAUUCGAUAUUCAAAGACGUCGGGCCUGCUCUACGUCUAAGGAAUACCUCUCGUAAAGGACCUCUUGUCGAUACGAGUAAGCACAUUUUAGGUACGUACGGCCUGCACGACCUACUGAGCGGAAUGGCGCGAACCGAUCCGAGCACGGGCGAAAAGAUCAAUAAACUACGUAAGUCAUAUGAAGGACAGAUCAAGACGGCUGGACUUUCUGGGAGGAACAGACCUUGGAAAGAGCCGAGGGCCGAAGACUCUGAGCAUAGCAAUAUGUAUGGGUGGUCGCGAUUACCUCCAGAAAGGUUUGCCGAAGAUCAGGUAGAAAGCAAAGUCGGCGAUAUUGACAGCUUGCGAAGAGGCAUGGGCAGUGCUUUGCAACUCAAUUCUGGUACGAUGCCGCCUAAGAUGAUAGCUGAAUGGGACGAUGUUCUCGGCCACGAAGCCAAAAGGCCCGCGGCGCCGCAGCACACGCCAUCACAACAGCAGUCACGAAUACCGAAUGGCGUACGGCCAGCUCAACACCUCACAGUGCCAAGUGACAAGAUCAAGACACGAGGGAAGAAGAGGAGCUACGGCGAUCACACUUUUGACGGCUAUACAGGUUAUGCUGAUGGCUAUUCGGAACCUGACCACUCCGACGGAGACCGUGACUAUGCUGACAGAGGAAAGAAGCGACGAAAAGACUAG
Lithohypha guttulata is the source of this 1173-nucleotide messenger RNA. RefSeq lists its product as uncharacterized. The record is from RefSeq and is a predicted model, not a curated record. Gene Ontology annotation, cellular component: mediator complex. The transcript is spliced from 2 exons. Gene Ontology annotation, molecular function: transcription coregulator activity. Lineage: Eukaryota; Fungi; Ascomycota; Eurotiomycetes; Chaetothyriales; Trichomeriaceae. Bases 1 to 1173 code for a protein of 390 amino acids. Gene Ontology annotation, biological process: regulation of transcription by RNA polymerase II.